This is a messenger RNA of Penicillium pulvis, 696 nucleotides long. RefSeq lists its product as uncharacterized. NCBI's taxonomy places the organism in Eukaryota, Fungi, Ascomycota, Eurotiomycetes, Eurotiales, Aspergillaceae. The transcript has a single exon. Bases 1 to 696 code for a protein of 231 amino acids. The record is from RefSeq and is a predicted model, not a curated record.
AUGGCCGAUGAUCUUCAGAUGGACGAUCUAGAAUCAUUCAACGUUCCACUUGGCUCAACUGAAUCGACACGAUCUUCCCCUUCUGCGGCUCACGAUAUAUUCGACGCUCCAACGGACUACAGCGGACAUAGCUUGAAUGGGUCUAACCCAUCAACACCUAUGGCUACCGACGACUUUAACAUGGCAUCAGACAUGCCAACUAUCAAAGUUCACCACCCGUAUGAUAUCGAGGAACCGGAUGAUGAACCUGACCCUGCUGUCCAAAGGUUAGAGUUGCCAAGUCUACCGGACCAUUUCGAAGGAUGGCAACGCGAGCUCAUAGAAUACAUGAAAGGCCUGGACAAUGAUCCAUCAAAACAAAUUAUUUAUAGGCCCUUGACGGCUCCUAAAAGAGGUCAGAAGCGCAAGCCAAGCAGUAUGCCCGGAGCAGGUUAUCACUCGUCGCACUAUCCUUGCUCAACGUUCAAGACUGGACAGGGCGAAGAGCCAUUACCGGUGCCUGGUCUACGUUCAAAGCGACGAAGGAGACGCAGUAAAGCUACAGACGAUUCUAUGAAAGCUACUCAAUCGGUUUCUUUGCAUGACUUCCGCGAUGAUGCGGAUAAUUGGAGCUCGAGCUCGGAUCCGUGGUCAACCGAUAGCAGCGCUGAAGCAAUGCACGAGUCCGCCAUAGCCGACGACAUGGAUAUUGACUGA